This is a messenger RNA of Balaenoptera musculus (blue whale), 9841 nucleotides long. RefSeq names its product F-actin-monooxygenase MICAL2. Gene Ontology annotation, molecular function: FAD binding; protein binding. NCBI's taxonomy places the organism in Eukaryota, Metazoa, Chordata, Mammalia, Artiodactyla, Balaenopteridae. The coding region runs from base 326 to 6211 and encodes 1961 amino acids. The transcript has 38 exons. The record is from RefSeq and is a predicted model, not a curated record.
UCCCCGUCCCCUUGGCGGCGCGGCGCAGAACCGCAGGCGCUCGCCCGGCUAAGCCUGUGCGGGGCCGCCUAGGUAGCUGCCAGAUCCGCAGGCGGCCUCCUGGUGCAGACCGCUGCGCACACGGCCCUAGGCAAAGACAAGGGCUCACCCGAGGCUCGGCGGCCGGCGCGGCUCUCGGAAUAUGGCAACCUGUGCAUGGCUUGUCCUGGGAGGAGCUGACUUCAGUCAUCGUGAUGCCUAAGAAUCAAGUGUGACGUUUCUCCAGGUACUUCAUGGUGUUCUCCUCCAUCCUCUCCACACCACUGCUCUACGUGGCUGCUGAAACAUGGGGGAAAACGAGGACGAGAAGCAGGCCCAGGCCGGGCAGGUUUUCGAGAACUUUGUCCAGGCUUCCACGUGCAAAGGCACCCUCCAGGCCUUCAGCAUCCUCACACGGCACCUGGACCUAGACCCUCUGGACCACAGAAACUUUUAUUCCAAGCUCAAGUCCAAGGUGACCACCUGGAAGGCCAAGGCCCUGUGGUACAAACUGGACAAGCGUGGGUCCCACAAAGAGUAUAAGCGAGGGAAGUCUUGUAUGAACACCAAGUGUCUCAUCAUUGGGGGAGGACCGUGUGGUUUGCGCACUGCCAUUGAACUUGCCUACCUGGGGGCCAAAGUGGUCGUGGUGGAGAAGAGGGACACCUUCUCCCGGAACAACGUGCUGCACCUCUGGCCUUUCACCAUCCAUGACCUGCGAGGCCUGGGAGCCAAGAAGUUCUAUGGGAAGUUCUGUGCCGGCUCCAUCGACCAUAUCAGUAUUCGUCAGUUGCAGCUCAUCCUGUUCAAGGUGGCCUUGAUAUUGGGGGUUGAAAUCCAUGUGAAUGUGGAGUUCGUGAAGGUUCUAGAGCCUCCUGAAGAUCAAGAAAAUCAAAAAAUUGGCUGGCGGGCAGAAUUUCUCCCUGCAGACCACUCUCUGUCAGAGUUUGAGUUUGAUGUCAUCAUUGGAGCCGAUGGCCGCAGGAACACGCUGGAAGGGUUCAGAAGAAAAGAAUUCCGUGGGAAGCUGGCUAUUGCGAUCACCGCCAACUUCAUAAACAGAAACAGCACAGCUGAGGCCAAGGUGGAAGAGAUUAGCGGCGUGGCUUUCAUCUUCAAUCAGAAAUUUUUUCAGGAUCUUAAAGAAGAAACAGGGAUUGACCUUGAGAACAUUGUUUACUACAAGGACUGCACCCACUAUUUUGUCAUGACUGCCAAGAAGCAGAGCUUGCUUGACAAAGGUGUCAUCAUUAACGACUAUAUCGACACAGAGAUGCUGCUGUGUGCAGAGAACGUGAACCAGGACAACCUGCUUUCCUAUGCACGCGAAGCUGCAGACUUCGCCACCAAUUACCAGCUGCCGUCUUUAGACUUUGCCAUGAACCAUUACGGACAACCCGACGUGGCCAUGUUCGAUUUCACCUCUAUGUACGCCUCCGAGAAUGCAGCCCUGGUGCGCGAGCGACAGUCACACCAGCUGCUCGUGGCCCUGGUGGGCGACAGCUUGCUUGAGCCGUUCUGGCCGAUGGGCACCGGCUGUGCCCGCGGCUUCCUGGCAGCCUUUGACACGGCGUGGAUGGUGAAGAGCUGGGACCAGGGCACUCCUCACCUGGAGCUGCUGGCUGAAAGAGAAAGUCUUUACCGGCUGUUACCUCAAACGACCCCAGAGAACAUCAACAAGAACUUUGAGCAGUACACGCUGGACCCGGGGACGCGGUACCCAAACCUCAACUCAAACUGCGUCAGGCCCCAUCAGGUGAAGCAUUUGUACAUCACUAAAGAGUUGCACCAGAGCCCUCUCGAGAGGCUGGGCUCAGUGAGGAGAUCCGUCGGCCUCUCCAGGCGGGAGUCAGACAUCCGGCCCAGCAAGCUCUUAACCUGGUGCCAGCAGCAGACCAAGGGCUACCAGCAUGUCAACGUCACAGACCUGACCACAUCCUGGCGGAGUGGCCUGGCCCUGUGUGCCAUCAUCCACCGCUUCCGGCCUGAGCUGAUCAACUUCGACUCUUUGAAUGAAGAUGACACUGUGGAGAACAACCAGCUGGCAUUUGACGUGGCCGAGCGUGAGUUUGGCAUCCCCCCAGUGACCACGGGCAAAGAGAUGGCCUCAGCCCCGCAGCCCGACAAGCUCAGCAUGGUCAUGUACCUCUCCAAGUUCUAUGAGCUCUUCCGGGGCACCCCGCUGAGGCCUGUGGAUUCUUGGCGCAAAAACUACGGAGAGAAUGCUGACCUCGGCAUGGCCAAAUCAUCCAUUUCUCAUAACUAUCUCAACCUCACGUUUCCAAGGAAGAGAACUCCACGAGUGGACAGCCGAACCGAAGAGAAUGACAUGAGCAAGCGGAGGCGGAAAGGCUUCAACAACCUGGACGAGCCUUCAGCCUUUCCUAGCCAGAGCUUGGGCUCCAAUCAAGAGGGCUGUAAAGAAGGUGGAAAUCAGAACAAAGUCAAGUCCAUGGCAAGUCAGCUGCUGGCCAAGUUCGAGGAGAACUCUCGGAACCCCUCACUCCUGAGGCAGGAGCACCGUGUCUCAGGGAUAGGUAAGCCCAUACUGCGCUCUUCCUCUGACUCUCCUGUUAACUCUCGCCGUCCCAAGCCAGAGGAGCCCACACCCAGCCCAUCACCAACUCUGAAAAGGCAGUUCCCCUUGGUGGUUGUGACGGGGCAUGUGCUCCGAGAGCUAAAGCAAGUGUCUGCUGGCGGCGAGUGCCCGAGCAGGCCCUGGAGAGCCCGAGCCAAGUCUGACCUGCAGCUGGGCGGGCCAGAAAAUCCCGCCAGCCUGCCUGCCACCUGCCAGGGAGCGCUGGCCCUCUCCGGGGUGCUGCGGCGGCUGCAGCAAGUGGAAGAAAAGGUUCUCCAGAAAAGGGCUGAGAAUUUGGCCAACAGGGAAUUUCACAAAAAGAACAUUAAGGAGAAGGCGGCUCACCUUGCCUCUAUGUUUGGACACGGGGAUUUCCCGCAGAAUAAACUACUCUCUAAAAGCCUGUCUCACACUCAUCCUCCGUCUUCUCCCUCCUGCCUUCCAUCUCCUGAUUCAGCUGCUACUGCCUCUCCAUCGACUGUUGACUCUGUUUCUCCAGCCAGAAAGGGGAGACUGCAGUAUUCCCAGGCUGGCCUUUCAGAGCUGCUGACAGUAGGGAAAGUGUCCAGCGGAAUAGGGGCUGCAGCUGAAGUUCUGGUCAAUCUGUACAUGAAUGAUCACAGACCUAAGACUCAGGCCAUCUCUCCAGACCUGGAGUCCAUACGGAAGGCGUUUCCCCUGAACCUGGGUGGCAGCGACACCUGUUAUUUCUGCAAGAAGCGCGUGUACGUGAUGGAGAGGCUGAGUGCGGAGGGCCACUUCUUUCACCGGGAGUGUUUCCGCUGCAGCGUCUGUGCCACCACCUUGCGCCUGGCCGCCUAUGCCUUCGACAGUGACGAAGGCAAGUUUUUCUGCAAGCCUCAUUUCAUUCACUGUAAAACCAACAGUCAGCAACGGAAGAGACGGGCAGAGUUGAAGCAACAAAGAGAAGAGGAGGGGAUGUGGAAAGAGCAAGAAGCCUCUAGGCGAGACCCUCCUGCGGAAAGUUCUUGCGCUGCCGCCGCCAUCGGCACACCGGAAGGCAGCCCCCCAGAUGAGCCAACCUCCCCCAAGAAGCCCAAGAGUGUCCCGGAGCUCGAACAUGGGGAUGUGGCUGGUGGAGCCGCCUCCCGCCUGCCCUCUGAGUGGACCUCAGUGAGGAUCAGCCCCGGGGAGGAAGUGGUUGGGCAGGACGUGCUGGCUGUGCGUGUCCUGGUCACCAGUGACAACAGCAGCUCGGACGAAGAGGCGGACUGUGGUGGCAGUGAGGCCUCCAGGGCAGAGCCCUGGGACGAAAGACCCCGGCGACUGAAGUCCCGACCCUCACCCCUCCUGAAGCCCCUUGCCCAGCACAGCUCCCUGAGGGAGGCCCUGCCCAGAGCAAUCUCUCCACGUGGCCCCGAGGAGCCUGAAGCUGUGCAUGUUCUGCAGAGGGCCAACAGCUUCCAGUUUCCAACUCCCAGCAAAUGCCAGAGCGGGAGAAGAAAAUUCCGGUCGAAUAUGACACCAGUGAACAACAAAAGACCUAUGUCGCCUCCAAAUGAAGCUUCUCCUUUGCCUUCUCUGCCAUCUUCUUCUUCAGCUGGUGUCCCGCACGCUCUGGAUAGUUCCUCCCCGCCUCCGGUGACAGUUUGCAACCCUCCUUCGUGGGUCUCGAGAGGUCAUUUCAGUCCUUCCACCCCAAUCUUUCUGCGGCAAGCCAGAACCCAAGGACCACCCAAGGAAAUCCCCCCGCAUACCCCUCAUGGCCAGGUGCUGGAGUGGACAGAAUACUGUCUGGUGAGGCCUGGUGGAGACGGCCUCGAAAGCUCGAGUCCAUCCGGCCCCGCAGAGAUGGCUUCUGAUGGGAGUCAGGAAGCAGAGGCCCCUCCUGUGGGUACCAGAAGCAUCCACAGAGGCCCACACUCCACUGGAGGGAAGGACAGGUGCUCGCCAGACCAACAGCUGUCUCCCAGGGCUGGAGAGGACCCUGGAGAAGGGAGUACCAGACCCAGGAGGAGAGAGGAGGGGAGGUCAGAGCUGGCAGAGGAGAAGAAGUCGAGCUUAAAGAAGCUGGUUCUCACUCGGGAGCAGAAGACUAGGUUGCUAGAUUGGAAUGACUCCAACCCUGAGAGCUCGCGCCUGGAAGCCAGGGUGCGACUUUCCCAGAAAAGCACCGAGAAUGGCCGAGGAGGAGGUGUGCUGAAACCAGUCCGCCCCUUGCUGCUCCCUCAGGCAGUGAGAGAGACCUUACCAGCCCAGAGAGAGGCUCAGGAGAAGAUGGGGACCCCAGCUGAACGGACUCCCAGGGAGCAAAGCGUGGCCCCGCCCAAGUCCCCGCUGCGGCUCAUAGCCAACGCCAUCCGGAGGUCCCUGGAGCCGCUCCUCCCCAAUUCCGACAGUGGGAGAAAGGCCUGGGCCAAGCCAGAGUCAAAGACUUUGCCCACCAGCCCACCCCACGCUUGCACUCGCUCAUUCAGCCUUCGGAAAAGCAGCUCCAGUAAAGACUGGGACCAGCCGUCCCCCAAGAGAGACAUAGCGAGCAGGGCCGCAGCCUUUUUCUCCCUGGGCCCCCCAGCCGCCAAGGCUGCCCAGCCGUCAGCCCCGAGCCCUCCUGACCCUGCCCUCCGCACCCACAGUUUGCCCAACCAGUCAUCCAAGACGUUUCCUGCACUUGUGUCCCCACCCUGCAGCAAGAUCGAAGAUGUCCCCACCCUCCUGGAGAAAGUGAGUUUGCAAGAGACCGUCCCAGAUGCUUCCAGGGAUCCCAAGAAAAAGACCUCACUCUUUUCCUCCCUCAGACUCAAAGACAAAUCUUUUGAGAGUUUCCUCCAAGAAUCCAGACCAAGAAAGGACCUGCAAGACCUCUUCAGCAGCCCCAAGGGGAAGGUGCCACCCAUGGGCAAUGCCCAGCCCCCAGAGAAGCUGGUGCAGCUGGUCAAGAGCACCUGUCUGGGGCAGGGGGUCCCUCCUCCUUCUCCAGAGAAAGAUGCAAGUCCCAAGCACGUCCCCGUCAGAACGCAGGUGACAGGGACUGCCUCUUCCACCUCUUCCACCACCACCUCCUCUGCAGAUGAAGAAUUCGAUCCUCAGCCUUUCUUGCGGUCAAAGGAGAGGAAGACACUAAGAAGAAGAAGGAAGCUAGAAAAAGCAACAAAACAAUUGGUUAAGCAAGAAGAAUUGAAAAGACUUCAUAAAGCUCAGGCCAUCCAGAGGCAGCUGGAAGAGGUGGAGGAGUGGCAGAGGGCUUCCGAGAUCCAGGGCGUGAGGCUAGAGAAGACGCUGAGAGGAGAAGCAGAUUCAGGCACACAGGAUGAAGCACAGCUUUUGCAGGAAUGGUUUAAGCUGGUUCUGGAGAAGAAUAAAUUAAUGCGAUAUGAGUCGGAGUUACUGAUCAUGGCCCGAGAACUAGAAUUAGAAGAUCAUCAAAGCAGACUGGAGCAGAAAUUAAGAGAAAAAAUGCUCAAGGAGGAGAGCCAGAAAGAUGAGAAUGAUCCGAAUGAGGAGCAAGAAAUACUCACCGAGAUGAUGCAAGUAAUUGAGCAAAGGGACAAACUGGUGGAUUCCUUAGAGGAACAACGCAUAAGAGAAAAGGCUGAAGACCAGCACUUUGAAAGCUUCGUAUUCUCCAGGGGCUGUCAGCUGAGCAGGACAUGAGGAAGGCCCAUGGGGAGCAAGCCGAGGACCAGAUCAGGCCAAACACCCUUCACUCACUCCUUCUUCCUUUCACAGGAUAUGUCAGACCUGGAACGUAACUUAUACCAUGCUGCAAUAUUUUUAAAAGAAUUUAAGGUUCUCUCAUAUGUACUCCAGCUGCCCAAGAUCCUUCCAGAGAUUAUAAUGAAGAAAAUACAAAGACUCUUUUGAAAUUGGCAGUGAACUUCAGUGGGUCUCUUAAAUUGGAGGUGACCGUGGCAGAUGAUCAGCACUGUUUUCCGUAGAAAGUGACACAGAGAUCGAUUUUCCUGCUGCUUUCAUCAUUUUUCUCUUCCCAAAUUCAUUGAGUUACACAUCUAAAGGUUUUUAAGAAGCUGCCUUUUCAUUAAUAUAUCCAUAUUUGCCUUUUUUUGCAUGGAUGACCGGUUUCCAAAUGUCAGAAAGAAGCAGCCGCAGUUUAAAGAUUAGGUUAAUAUUUAAAUUGUGUUUCCAGAGAAAGAGAAGAAACCUUGAGAUUACUGAUUACAUAAAGCAAAUAAUUCAUAUAGCAGGUGUUAAUUCAAUCCAGGGUGAAUUUAAUUUACCAGGUGUAGUUAUAAGCCUUAAUAUAAUAUACAUAAGCAACGAGAGUUUAAUAGAACAUUUGAGCCUUAAUUUUAUUUUUUUUAAAAAAAAGAAGGAAAAAAGGAAAUAAAACUUUGACUUCAUACCAGCAGGAUUGUUAGUUAAUACCAAAUGCUGUUGGCUUAGAAAAGCUUUUUUUUUUUUCUCCAGAGCACUCUCCUUAUUGCCGCUGGAACAUAGUGAAAAACGUUUCUAGAAAAUGAAUAAUUUUGAAGCACUUUUUUGUAACUAUUGGUAAUGGCAGAAAGCAUUAUAAAACUCUUUCAUUUGUUGAUAAAAUAUUGGUGAGGUUGAUGCUGCUACUAAAAACGAACAUUCUAGUGAUCCAGGUGAGGGAUGCUUCUCAGUGGUGGUCUUCGGUCUAAACAGAGAAACAUCUCUGACACUGUGUCCAGGGGUUGCCCAGGAAAUCCACGACAAGACAAGGCCACUUCUGCCUUCAAGGUGGAGUGGGGAACAGUGGUCCCAUUUACCAAAUCCCAAACUGGGUAAUGGAUUUUUUGAUGACAUUUUCAAUGUGAAAAGAAAGCUGGGAGAUGGAGUUUGUGCACUGACAUGAUUCCUGGGACAUUUUGACUGUUCAUAGGGGAACCAAAGAAAAGAUUUUAAAUGGUGAUUUGUUGUCAUAAAGUAUUUGAUUGUUUUUCCCUCAGUGGGAUUCUUUGAGGAGUCAGUCCAUCAUUGACAUGAGACAGACUGAAGAACUCUGUUUUAUGUUUGGCCUGUCAUUUCUGCAAGUGUUUAAAUGUAUUGUUGGACAAAUGGUGCUUCGCAACUGCCUGGAGAGCUAACUUACCUCAGUAUAAGUCAACCCAUAAACCACUUUUGUCUGAGGUGCUGUCCGCGCACUCCAAUCUGGUCAGCUGAGAAGCCGGAAAUUAGAAGUGUGCUUGGAUUUCCCGAGUCAGCCAACAUUUUGGGUGGUAUUAAAACGAAACCUUUCCAUGGAUAUACCAAGCUCCAAAGGUUGUAGUUCUUUUUCUUUCUUCUCUCCUUCCUUUUUCUUUUUCUUUUCUUUUUUCUUUUAAUAAUCAGGUCUUCUAGUGCCUGAAUUCUAUUAUUAGGAAAUAUAUACAAGCAUCUAUUUCCCUCUUUCUCUCUCUCUCUCUCUCUCUGAAAACUGUGCCACUUAGGGCUAUUUAUCUAUUUUUAUUUAUUUGUAUAUUUGGUGGAAAUGGCUAAUAUGAUUUCCUCAUUAUUCUGGUUUUCCUGUGUUAUAAUUUGGAGAAGACCUAUUAGCACUAAGCUAUUGGUGUAUAAGCUAUUUAAUAUGCAAAUAACCCAGAGGUUUGGGGCAAUAAGUUGUAUAGUAUUAAAGAUUUAUGGAGAUAGCCAAGAUAAUAUUUUCUGCCAUCAGGCAUUCAGAGGUAAGACUACAGAUGCGUAGGAAUGUUAAUUCAUUUUAAGAAAGAUACACAACUUCAGUUUUCCUUCUAGAAUGGGUAGAAUUAUUCAAGCCCAGUCACCAUUUGAUGCUUGCAUACGUUUAACAGAUGAUGCUCAAAUGUGUAGUGUCUGGGUUGUUUUUGUGCAAAAGGAUUAAUUGCCACUUAUUUUAAUUCUAUUUUGGUUUAAAAGAAAGAUUCUCCCAAGAGGGCCAAGAAAGAAGGUGGUUCUUGGCCCCAGUAUUCUGUUGAUAGAUGAGAGAAGCAAUUUGUUCACUCUCUCUUCCAGAGAUUAUGUUCUGUGGUUUAAGGCGAGUCUUAUCUGGCCAAGUUAAAACAUAAACCUCAUAUUUAACAGCCUUCUACUUACACUGGCUUUCAGUUUUCCCAGUACUUAAAAACCAUUUUAAUGAUCAUUUCCAAAAGGAUACAAAUAUUGUGGCUGUUGAACUAUGUUAAAUGAUUGCAAUAGAGAAAGUUCUAAGACCCUCAAAAGGUAAAAUAUUGUACCAUUUGAAGACAGUUUCUGUGUAUACAGUAUGGGUAGGAUAAUGAUGAAAACAGACGGAACCUUCACUUUCCCAUAAAAUAACACUUGUGAUCAAGGCUGAGCCAUUUAGGACUCUGAAUGAGACAGAAAGCCCCAGCCUCAGGUCACAUUUCAUAGUCUCACACAGCUUCUAAGUUAAACCAAAAGGCUCACAAUUAAAACUUCAGAAUUUUACGUAAGCUGGACCAAGAGGACCGUUCUUAAGCUUGCUCUCCCAAACCAUUCAUUUAUUUAUUUGUUUAAUAAACGUCUUCCAAAUACCUGUGGGAUUCAGCAGCCCUGUGCUAGAUGUAAGGAUACAGAAAGAACAUUAUUCCUCCACCCGCAAGUAAAUACAAAGAUAAACGAGUACAACUCCCAAAUAAAUAAGCAAAAAAUAAAGAACGAUUUUUAUUAUAAUCAUCAACCUAUUCUUCUCACAUUUAUCUCAAGCACAAAGACUUAUCUCCCCAACUAUUUGUAGUGCUUCUUUGGCAAUAAAAACACAAGUAAGUUCAUGUUUCUAAAACUGUGAAAAAUAAUAUCAGGUUAUACUGUUUCAUUUAAACCUGGACUUUGGCAGUGUUAGGCUGCUUGGAAUCAGUGGAUGUAGAGAUGCAGCAUAUUAAUUGCAACUGAGAAAGGAAGUGGCAGGUGUUUCCAGCUCUGAUGAGCUGCAAUGAAAUUGAUGUUUUCUGCAUUCUGGAGGCAGAUGACAAUUCAGCAAUGUCUGUCUUCCCAGGAAGCAGAUUUACAGGCUUUUCCUUCCAAACUGAAAAUGGCAGCAUGUCUCACCCAGGCAGUUGAUCAGAGAACUCCCUCAGCAGGGCAGAGGUGGCAGGGGGCAGCUGGGGCUGCCACAUGAACGGAGAGAGUGGCAGUCAUUGGAUGUAGUGAGCUCAAAUGUAGGAGUUUAUUGUAAUAAGAAGGUCCACGUACAGAGGAGUGUGUACUAUUUCACCUACUGUUUAUCUUCUAACCUCACUGCUGAGUGGCUUGUGAAAGAUUAAUUUGCUCCAACGAUUGGGAACUAUUCACGUGGAUUGAAAUGUGUUACAUGUGCACUGCUAUAAGUACUGAAAUGAACCAAAA